Molecule: messenger RNA, 897 nt
Organism: Apiotrichum porosum
Lineage: Eukaryota; Fungi; Basidiomycota; Tremellomycetes; Trichosporonales; Trichosporonaceae
Exons: 5
Coding region: 1-897 (298 amino acids)
Biological process (GO): formaldehyde catabolic process
Cellular component (GO): cytosol
Molecular function (GO): S-formylglutathione hydrolase activity
Source: RefSeq, a predicted model, not a curated record
AUGACUCUCACCGCCACCGCCUCCAACCGCGUCGCCAACGGCACGAUCACAAAGUAUACGCUCCCCUCAGCGUCCCUCGGCGCGCUCACGGCGUCUGUCAACGUCUUCGUGCCCGACAGCGCCGCGCAGGCGCCCGUCCCGGUCCUGUUCUACCUCGCGGGCCUGACGUGUACCGAGGACACGGCGGCGUGGAAGGCCGGCAUGUUCAACACGGCUGGUAAAGAGGGUAUCGCCCUCGUCUUUCCCGACACGAGCCCGCGCGGCGCCGGCGUCGAGGGCGAGGACGACGACUGGCAGCUUGGUACCGGCGCCGGCUUCUACAUCGACGCCACUGCCGAGAAGUGGAAGAGGCACUACAACAUGUACACCUACGUCGUCGAGGAGUUGCCCAACGCCCUCAAGGCCGCCAACUUGGGUCUGGACUUCUCGCGCUGGUCCAUCACCGGUCACUCGAUGGGCGGCCACGGCGCCCUCACCAUCUACCUGAAGAACCCGGGUCUCUUCAAGUCGUGCUCGGCCUUCUCCCCAAUUACCAACCCCUCCCGCGUCCCCUGGGGCAUCGGCGCGUUCACCGCAUACCUCGAGACGCGUACCCGCUCGCUUCCCCCCGCCGAGUGGCUGCCGCACGACGCCUCCUUCCUCCUCGCCUCGACCAAGGCGGAGGCGGGCUCGCUCCACAUCCUCGUCGACGUCGGCACCGCGGACCAGUUCCUGAUCGCCGGCCAGCUCACUCCCGAGGCCCUCGAGCAGGCCCAGCAGACCCGUGUGGCGGACGGCCGCGGUGUCGGCGGCGAGCUCACGCUCAGGCGCCAGGAGGGCUACGACCACUCGUACUACUUUAUCUCGACCUUUUCGCCGGAGCACGUCGAGUUCCAUGCCAAGUACCUCAAGGCCUAG